Notechis scutatus (mainland tiger snake) is the source of this 600-nucleotide messenger RNA. Lineage: Eukaryota; Metazoa; Chordata; Lepidosauria; Squamata; Elapidae. The record is from RefSeq and is a predicted model, not a curated record.
AUGCCAGAGCAAAGUAAUGAUUACAGGGUGGUGGUGUUUGGAGCAGGAGGAGUUGGCAAAAGUUCACUGGUCCUGAGAUUUGUUAAAGGCACCUUUAGAGAUAGUUACAUCCCUACAAUUGAAGACACUUACCGGCAGGUGAUCAGCUGUGAUAAGAGCAUAUGCACUUUGCAGAUUACCGAUACAACAGGGAGUCAUCAAUUUCCUGCCAUGCAGCGCUUGUCUAUUUCCAAAGGACAUGCAUUUAUUUUGGUCUAUUCGGUCACCAGCCGGCAGUCUUUGGAGGAACUCAAGCCCAUUUAUGAACAGAUAUGUCAGAUCAAAGGGGAUACAGAGAGCAUUCCAAUCAUGCUGGUGGGAAACAAGAGCGACGAGGACCACAACCGAGAGAUACAAACCGCUGAUGGAGAAGCCAUGGCCAAAAAAUGGAAGUGUGCUUUCAUGGAGACCUCAGCUAAAAUGAACCACAACGUCAAAGAGUUGUUCCAAGAGCUGCUGAAUUUGGAGAAACGAAGGACUGUGAGUUUACAAAUUGAUGGCAAGAAAAGCAAGCAGCAGAAAAGGAAAGAAAAACUGAAGGGCAAGUGUGUGGUCAUGUGA